GUUUGUUAAUUAUGCAAAGGCACUUAACAUUUCAAUUGUACGGAAACGGAAUUACAAGUGAAAUGAAUAUAAAAUCACUAUAAGGAAAUAUCUUGAGAAAUUAUUGUAAUACAUGUGUUUUAUCAAAAUGCGUCACCUAAUUCUCUUGGCGUGCGUGGUGUGUGCAGCACUAGCCCUUCCAGUUCCAGAAAUGGAUCAAAAACAACAAAUCGCACAAAUAGCACAAUUAAUACCACAGGAAACGUUAGAAAAAUUAAUUUUAAUCGACCCAAACAGUCAACUUAGUGAGAGGAACAAAAGAACAAUCGGAGUCCUGAGGGAACUUUUCCCAAAUUUGUCUCAGGUCCAAUCCUUCGAGGAUGGCAACAGUGUCAACGACGUCCAGGGUGAAAGCAGUGACAUAUCCUUGGCCAGAGUAGAUGCCCCUAAGGAUCAACAAGAAGCCGCCUCUGCAAACUCACCAGCUGUCGACGAUUUAUCUUUGGACGAUGACCAGAACGACGAAAACCGUAACAAGAGAUAUUUGCCUUCGGUGUAGGAGGCAGUAUUAGUGCAGGAGCUAGUGCCGGUGGCUCAGGAGGAAGUGGUUCUGGAUCCGGUAACUUCCUGUUCGAUAUUAUCCGACCGGUGACCAGGCUGCUCGUCAUCGCCAACCGCGGCCUGGCCAACCUCAUCCAGGACCUCAUUCUGCGCGCCGCCGCCACAAGUGAAAGACUAGUCAACU
This is a messenger RNA of Ctenocephalides felis (cat flea), 724 nucleotides long. RefSeq lists its product as uncharacterized. Lineage: Eukaryota; Metazoa; Arthropoda; Insecta; Siphonaptera; Pulicidae. The record is from RefSeq and is a predicted model, not a curated record.